Messenger RNA from Chelonus insularis, 1634 nucleotides. RefSeq lists its product as uncharacterized. Lineage: Eukaryota; Metazoa; Arthropoda; Insecta; Hymenoptera; Braconidae. The transcript is spliced from 9 exons. The record is from RefSeq and is a predicted model, not a curated record. The coding region runs from base 162 to 1634 and encodes 490 amino acids. Gene Ontology annotation, molecular function: protein binding.
UCGAUACUUUAAUUGUUUGAACUUAGCUAUGAAUUGAAAUUUUUUCAUCUGCUAUGUUCAGUAUGUUUUUUUCAAUUAAAUUUAGACUUUAUGAUAUAGAGUUGCUAAUUAGUAAUGCUAAAAUUAAAACAAAAUUACCUGUAUGAAUAUUAUUUUUUAUAAUGGGUCAAGUUCUAUCAAAUCUGAUUGAUGAAACCGAUUACCUUCCGCAAAAAACUCUUUCUUAUCCUAUUCAAAAUCAUUCCAGACAUUCUACUGGAAAGAAAAAUGUUGAAAAUUUACAGCCAUGUUACAAAAGUAAUAGCCAAUCCAGUUUGACUAAUAUUGCAAAAGAGUUUGAAUCUCUUCAAAAAAAAGCUCUGAAAUUUGGCCUCGAUACACUAGUAGAACCAAUUAAAGAUACAGUUGAUUCACUAAAAGAUUUGAAAUUUCCAUGCAAUUCCAGUUCCACUCACAAAGCAAUACCAUCACAUUUGAGGUGCAAUUGUCAGGUGUGGGGUCCAGAUUCAAUAACUUCUGAAGGUGAAUGGGUUUGCAGUUGUAGAAAUCAAUGUCAAUGUGAUAAACUUGAUUGGGCAACUAUUCCAAAUAUUCCCAAAGAUCCAAGUAUUAGAUCUGUUGAUAAUUGUUGGAAUUGUAACCUUAAUGAAGUCGAAGUUAAUUCACUGGGUGAAGAAGUGAAAGGGAAUGGAAGCUUCAUUGCAACUGAUAUUGAGACAAGUUCAAAAGAUGACCCAGCUACAGAAUCACGAGGAGAAAUAGCAAAUGUUACGAAGAGUCAUUCACAAACGUUUACUUCUUCACUAGAUGAUGCUAAAAUGGAGCAUAGUGAUAAUGACGAAAGGGGAAUAAAUGAAGAUGAAGUUAAAGAAGUGAAGAAAAAUGAUGAAAGAAAAAUAAUUAAUUCCAAAACUGGAUCAACGUGUCCUUGUGGUUGUAAGUACAUAACACGAGGCGAACUCCGAAAAUGUAUUUGUGGUUGUGGACAAAUGUUUGAAAUUAUCGAUGAUGUAGACCAAAAUUCUAAUGAAACAUUACCAAUCGGACGAUGUUGUAACAGCGUUAACUAUAUCCCAGGAGAUUGUUUAAAAGUUAUACCUGAACUUUCACUGGAUAAAUAUAAUGACUCUGGAUUGAUGACCACUAUUGAGCUUCUCCAGAUGAAAUGUCAAGUCAAGGAUGAACUUAUAGCAGUUCUUGCACAAAGAUUAAUAAAUUUAAAUGAUGUUGAUGUGGUUGCUGAAAAUCUUACCACUGAUCUCCCUAAAACUGACAUUGAUUUUGAUCGAUCACUACUUUACAAAUUUUUAAAACAGCAGAAACCUCCUAGUGAAGAAAAAUUGAGUCAGCAUGAUUCAGUUCCGGCGCCAAGGAACUUCAGGGUCGUCAAGCUUAUUUUACAAUCAUUACAUAUAGCCUGGGACCUUCCUAAAGAGUUGAGUAAUAUCCGUGGGUAUGAGGUUCUUGUUAAUGGGGUCGUAACGACUCGUGUGAGAUCAGCAACAAGAUCUCAAGCAAUUUUAUCAUCUCUUGACUUGACAAAACCAACAGAACUUACUUUAUAUUCUGUUGCCACAAAUGGAUAUAUAUCAGAGCCAUUGAAAAUAACUUUUCCAGCUUAUAAAUUUGUGUAA